AUGACAAGUUAUUGCCAUAAUAAUAUGGGACUCUCUUGCGUGUUAAAAAAACUUUAUCGAUUACCGAUGAAUGUCAGUGAAAAUAAUUUAGGUUUACCGCUAGAUAUAUCACAUAUUGAAUCAGACUUGAUUGUCUGCUCCUGUCCUGUGGUAUCAACACACCGGUUAUUAUUUAGAAAUAAAUUAGACGAUUUAAUAACGUAUCUAAAUAUCAGUUAUGGAUUGGGUAAUUGGAAAUUAUACAAUUUGAAAAUAGAAGUUACUGAUGCAGAUUACACAGAUAAAGACUUAUUAAAAACUUUACAAUUUCCUUCUGGUAUUUUAGUAACCAAAAAUGCAUUUUGUAAAAGAUUCUUAACCAUGAAAUAUUCUCCCAAAUAUAAAAUAAUUGGACCAUUAGAACCACAACAGGUAUUUAAUGAUUCAAGUCAAUUGAAAACCAUAUUGUUGCGAAAGGGUUGGUUAGACCAUUAUCCACCCCCAUUCAAACUGUUACAAGAUGUUAUUGAUGAUAUGCAUCAAUUUUUGGAGUCCAGUGAUAAUCAUAAAUGUAUUGUCCAUUGUAAAAUGGGGAAAGGUAGAUCUGGUACUAUCUGCGUUGCAUAUUUAAUGAAAUAUAGAAAAAUGAAUUUAGCUAAUGCAAUGGAAAGAUUCACUGAAAAUAGGUUUAAAAAUCAGAUUCUCACAUCCGGUGUCACUAUUAAAUCCCAGAUAAGAUAUUUGAAUUAUCAUCAAAACUAUUUAUCAUUUAAUAAUAAUAACCAAAAGCUACUAAUGAAUGUGUUAAAGAAUGAUUAUACCUUUAUUAUAUCAUCCAUUUUAGUGAAAAAUCCAAGUAGGAUGUUUACUUCAAAAAUUUUUACAUGCUGGCUCAAUUUCAAGAAAUAUAAUCCAAGAAGAGAUGGGGUAAUUACAUUGGAAAAAUUAGAUUUGACUAAACAUGUCUGUAAUUUCAUAGCAACCCCACAUAUUGAAAACAAUUCUAAUAAUUGUGAUCUUGACGAUAAAGUUAUAUCUAACUAUGAAGGCAAACUAAAAUUCCCAUUGUAUUUAAAUGCAAAUGAUAUUAUGUUAGAAUUUGAGAUUACAAUCAAUCAAAAACCAAUGUUAUUAGAUUCCUCAUCGUUUUAUACUGAUAAAGAUAAUAGAAAUAUUGCAUCUAGUAGUUUUAACGCUUUUAGUAAAACAACAAAACGGUUCAGAACAAUGUAUAUAUGGGUUAAUGUAUUAUUUGAAUUUUUGAAUUCUACAGGAUCUACUGAUGAAACAUUUAGAAUUCCCAGUAAAUUUGAUGAAGAUUUAAAAAUUGCAUUCAAUUGGGAUGAAAUUGACACAAUUGCAGGCUCUAAAAGAAUUGGAUUACAUCUCUUUGAAUCAAUAGAAUUUAAUUUUGAAAUGGGUAACAAUUAG
This is a messenger RNA of Arxiozyma heterogenica, 1410 nucleotides long. It is a transcript of the gene TEP1, whose product is annotated as putative phosphatidylinositol-3,4,5-trisphosphate 3-phosphatase. The coding region runs from base 1 to 1410 and encodes 469 amino acids. The record is from RefSeq and is a predicted model, not a curated record. Gene Ontology annotation, cellular component: cell projection; cytosol; plasma membrane. Gene Ontology annotation, biological process: regulation of phosphatidylinositol 3-kinase/protein kinase B signal transduction; phosphatidylinositol dephosphorylation; negative regulation of cell population proliferation. Gene Ontology annotation, molecular function: protein tyrosine phosphatase activity; phosphatidylinositol-3,4,5-trisphosphate 3-phosphatase activity; protein tyrosine/serine/threonine phosphatase activity. The transcript has a single exon. Lineage: Eukaryota; Fungi; Ascomycota; Saccharomycetes; Saccharomycetales; Saccharomycetaceae.